AUUGUGCAUGCGUCAUACGAUGUGCGUUAUGAUGAGCGAACUGGUGUAGAAUUACUCGUGGGAGAAAAAAAUAGCUUUCAGUGGACAAGUGCGCUGCGUAAAUAUGGCAUUCAAAACGUUUCAUUGUAGUCGGCUCGUAGUGUGCGUGUUUUUAUUAUUAUGCGCUGUACUGGACGAAGCUUUUGGGCGGUCUUCUUCCCAACUGUCCGAUUUAAAGUCUAAAAUAUCAGGAGUGGAGGAGAUGCUGGAAGAAUAUCGCAAACAGCUGCAACAGGACCAAGCAUAUUGGAGAGAGGAUGACGCAGCAGCAGCAGUGGGGGAUGUGUGCCUGGAUGAUUAUACCGAGAUGGAGGAACACAUCAUCAGGGCCAAGGACUCUAUCGAGCACGGUGCCACUUACCUCUCGGCUCCGACCCGGGUGUACAGCUGGAAAGACUGUCUCCACGCCUGCUGCAUGGAACCUCACUGUACCGUGGCGGUGAUGCAGGAGGAUCUGAAGAAGACGGACGAUAGCUUGGCGUGUUAUCUGUUCAACUGCACUUACAGGAAUAGAAAUGUGUGCUCCUUCUCCGUGCAGCCUGGUUUCAGCACAUACAGUCGGAUUGUCAACAUGACAACAAUACACACGGGGCAUCGCCAAGCAGCAGCUCACCUCAGCAGCGUCGCCAUGAGCAGACAGGGCAGCUUACGGAGAAGGCCCAUGCUGGAGGAACGCCCGGAGGAGGACGUGGAUGAACAAGAUGAGGAUGAGCCGCCCCGUACGGAUGCUGGGCAGGAUGUGGUGGUGCAGCUCCCUACUGACUGGGCCGUGCUGGACGGCAGGGACAGCGUGGACGACCGCGGCAUCGCCAGCUACGACUGGGCACUGGUGAAGGGCAACCCCACUCUCACCAUGAAGGUGACCCAUCCAGGGCUGCUGAAGGCCACGGACCUGCAGGUGGGCGUGUACGUCUUCAUGCUGACCGUGACGGACACCGAGGGUCAAAGGUCGUCUGACAACGUCUCUGUCACCGUGCUGGCCCCUGAACACCAUGCGGAAGCCUGCGUCGGCUCCUGCUCCCACUACCAGUUCAUGUGUGACGACGGCUGCUGCAUCGACAUCAGCUACGCCUGCGACGGCAAGCAGCAGUGCCCAGACCGCUCGGAUGAAGACUUCUGUCACAACUUCGAUGGAGGCAGAAAGACUGUGAAUCACCCUGUGACUCCCCAGCGAUUGGCUGAGCCUGCAGAUCAGUCUAUGACAGCAGCCAAUAGGAACAAGGCAGCCAUGGAGGAGGCCAGGCCACCAGCCAAUCAGGCACCUGCGAGAGCCAAGCCGCCUCCCCAGAACGCACCUGAAGAGCCCAGCAAACAGGCUGUACUGAUACCAGAGCAAUGUUCGCUGCCCCCGGUGGUGGGUCCGUGUAAGGGCACGUUCCCUCGCUGGUACUAUGACCCCAUGGCAGGGGAGUGUAAACACUUCCUCUACGGCGGCUGCAAAGGCAAUCACAACAACUUCCUGCAGGAGGCAGACUGCGUCAACGAAUGUAUACAGACACCCGUUCCAGAUAAGCCACACACCACGACAGCUCCUGGCCCCAAACCACAUACAGAGAUGGUGUUCUCCAAAGUGGCCGUGUCCGAGCUGAAACCAGACAGUCUUCCUGUCUCCAGGUCUCACCGAGUUUUGGGAGGACACCCGCCCCCUGAGUCAGGUGCCAUCCUGCCGCUGCUGCUGGGCGUGCUGAUCAGCGUGCUGCUGCUGCUGAUGGUGGGCUGCCGGCUGCGUCUGGUUGGCCACAAGAUCAAGAAGACCCGCCCCCUCACCACCGAGGAGUCCGACUACCUCAUCAACGGAAUGUAUCUGUAGCCAACCA
Messenger RNA from Engraulis encrasicolus (European anchovy), 1856 nucleotides. RefSeq names its product low density lipoprotein receptor-related protein 11 (gene lrp11). The record is from RefSeq and is a predicted model, not a curated record. The coding region runs from base 104 to 1849 and encodes 581 amino acids. Lineage: Eukaryota; Metazoa; Chordata; Actinopteri; Clupeiformes; Engraulidae. The transcript has 9 exons. Gene Ontology annotation, molecular function: protein binding; serine-type endopeptidase inhibitor activity.